Messenger RNA from Aegilops tauschii subsp. strangulata, 1422 nucleotides. RefSeq names its product putative F-box/kelch-repeat protein At1g12870. NCBI's taxonomy places the organism in Eukaryota, Viridiplantae, Streptophyta, Magnoliopsida, Poales, Poaceae. Gene Ontology annotation, molecular function: protein binding. The record is from RefSeq and is a predicted model, not a curated record.
AUGGCAACCUCGCCGGCAGCUUCCAGGAUCAGGCCGUCGCACGGCGAACCGUCCCCGCCGCUGAACCAAGAGCUGAUCGUCGACGAGAUCCUCACGCGCCUGCCGGUGGCCGCAGCCGUGCGCUGCAGAUCUGUCUGCCGGGCGUGGAACGCGGCCCUCGCCUCCGGCCACUUCGUCGCCGCGCACGCCGCCCGAGCAGCCGCCGCGCGCCACCCCGAGAUCGUCUUCUUCUCGCCGACAGAGAAGGGCGUCGCCACGUCCUUCUACGCUUGCUCGCUUCCCGAGGACGGAGACGCGCCGCCCGCCGCCGCUGCCCGCAAGCUGCUCAGCGUGGGCAACCUCGCCGGCGAGCACCUGGUACUGACCGGCAAGCCGUGCCGCGGCCUGACGCUCGUCUUCGACGUCCGGUUGUCCGAGUACCACGUCUUGAACCUGUCCACCGGCGAGCAUGUAUCCCUGCCGCCCUGCGAGACGGCGGAGGAGAUAGCACCGGUGGUUCCGAAGCUGAUGCUGCUCAAACGGUUUCCUCUGGAGCUCUCCAGCACCGGCCUCGGCUUCGACCCGGCCACCGGUCAACACAAGGUGGUCAGGCUCUUCAGGAACAUCUUCGGCCAGCAGAAGUGCGAGGUGUGCUCGCUUACGGCGUCCGGCGAGUGGCGGUGGCGGCGCUGCGCCGGGGGCAACGCGCCCCCAAGAUUUGCGUGCUACGUCGACGGCAGGCCUCCCGUGGCCCUCGACGGAUCCCUCUACUGGCUGCUGCACCGGCGAGGCUGCGCCGACGACGGCAGCGCCAGCUGGGACCCGCAGCAGGACGCGCCCAUCCUGUCGCUCUCCGUCGGCGCCGAGCGGUUCGGGUGGGUGCGCACGCCGCCGCGGCUGGCGUCACGAAUCCGGCACCUCACCAACCUCGACGGCUCCCUCUGCGCCGUCGUCCACGACAGGCUCGUCGACGACGUGCUACUGCUCGUCACGUGGAGUCCGUCGUCGCCAUCGUGGUCUGCGCGCUGCCGCAUCGACGUGGGCAGCCUGCCCCGGCCGAUCCGGGACGAGCUGAGCGGGGAGCGGGAGAUCGUCCCGCUGUGCAGUGUGAAGAAGAAGAUCCUGCUGGCGACGAGCAGGCACAAGGUGUACGCCUACGACACGGAGCAAGGCGCCGCCGAGGAGGUGUUCGACAUGAACCGCUUUGUCGACGUGCCGCCGCACAACAGCGAGUCACGGCUGUUCGUCAACAUUGGCCUCCACGAGGAAGACAUCGGCCCGAAGUUGGCGGGUGAUAAGUGGCUACAGGUGAAGCGGGGACGAGACAUGGUGAUCGGCAAGCGGGAGGCGGCGUCGUCGGCGUACCAGCUGGAACAUCGGGACCACGACGAGGGAUUUCACAGGACGAGGGAGGUGAUCAUGCAGCUUGCAUUUCCAACUUAG